Molecule: messenger RNA, 3148 nt
Organism: Ornithodoros turicata
Lineage: Eukaryota; Metazoa; Arthropoda; Arachnida; Ixodida; Argasidae
Exons: 2
Coding region: 387-2639 (750 amino acids)
Biological process (GO): G protein-coupled receptor signaling pathway; cell surface receptor signaling pathway
Cellular component (GO): membrane
Molecular function (GO): G protein-coupled receptor activity
Source: RefSeq, a predicted model, not a curated record
UCGUGGAGACUACAGCAAGGUGUGCUUCUCAGAAAUCCAUUCGUACCCCUAUAGGGCUCCCCCGAUCGUCACCAUGUCAUCCGUUCCCAACGCGCAGUGUAUCACCUCAACGGCGGUGAAUCGCUCGCCUCAACAUCAUCCAAUGUAUUUGCGUGUGUGGCGUGUUGCUGCAUUUUUUGCGCUCCUCAACCAUUCCGCAUAAAGAGAAAGAGAGAGGCUUCUGAGAUCGAGUGCUUUCGUUGACGGCGUCACACAAGUUUCGAUGGCGUAACGCUGUCAUUAUCAGUAGCCAAUGCCCAGGGAGGAAGCGUAUGCUCUAUAGGUUUUUCUUGCACAGGCAGCGCUGUGGAGACCUGCUCUAGGGAAGGGUAAGACAUGGCUUAAAAAUGCUGCUCCGUAACAUGCACAUCAAGCGAAUGACCGUCGACGCUUGCGUCGUCCUCGCCCUGUGUUUCGCUCUGGCAUCCGGCAGUGAUCUUCAAGCAGAGGUUCUCGAAGAAGUCUCCCAUGUGCUCGGCGAGUCUUCCUUCUACACUUGCAAGCAACCUCAAGGUACUCUCGGUAAAUCGAUUUGUUCUUGUGACACAUCUUGCAAUCGAUACGGGGACUGUUGCAUCGACAAUGCUGAGGAUGUACCACUUGAACGUCAUAUGUGUACACGGCUAGCAAGUCAUGGACCUCACGUCCGGGUGAAAGCGUCAUGUGGAGGAAGACGUGUUCCAUCGUGGAUGAAAGAGAGAUGCGAGGGAGAAUUUACUGGCGACUUCCCUGAUACGUCGUACCAGUUCAACAGCGAUAUUCCUUCUUUCCACAAGCCGUCAGGGGUCCUGUAUCGAAAUACUUACUGUGUAGAAUGCAACGGGGGACGACGAGACGAGGCUUACAACUGGCGCAGUAAACUUGAUUGGGUCGGACCGUCACCGGGGAACGUGAGUGCUAGUAGCCAACGGCACAAGAUGAUGUAUAACGCCGAACGAGGCGUUUAUUGGAUGAAGCACGAGGGUAUUACGUACAAUGCUACAGUUCAAAGUGCAGUGUUUGGGUGGAAGAAUUUUACGCAGACAUUCAACACGACGGAGUGCUCUCCCGUUGUGAAUACAUGUCCCAAAGGAAGCGACCCUGUGCUCGCUCAGAAAUGUGCACUGUACGCUGCCUAUUAUACCCCGAACGAUACGGUAGAAGUGACUUACAAGAACUACCAUUGUGCCCUCUGUAAUGGAGUGUCCCGUACAACGGUUGAGCAAGACGGCGAGCUGGCAAAAUUCAUUCACUCGGUGAUAAUCCCUUCGCGUAGAAAACCUGCUUCCUUUACCUCCUCAGCACAGCUUGGAGGGAAAUCGUACUUUCAGCUCCUACUUGAUCUACCGACGCCUCACACUGGAUGCGGAGAAGGUCAAAUAAGGGUGCCAGGACUCAACUGUUGUCAAGCGUUCGGCUGCGAACCGGGUGCUGUGAAAUACCAUGACGGUUGUCGAGGAAAUUCCGGUACCUAUGCCGACACCUACGUCGUGCUUACAGAACAGCAAGUCACCAUUCUCCCAAAUUAUUCGCUGUACUCAAACUUGAGCGGCAUAAGUGUGAAGGUCAAUGAAUACGAAAGAGACAGCUUCACAGGGCUUAUCGUCGCGCGCGUCCCACAUCACGCACAGGUUGUGCCUGAUCCAAUACUAGAAAAGGUCGCAGAGGUCUCCUUAGGUUUUAGCAUCAUAUUCUUGCUUGCACUCAUUGUACUUUACGUAGUCUCGCCGGAUCGUCGAGCUUCGAGAGCUGGGAGGGCCGUUCUCCCUCUCUUGGUGUCCACUGAAUUUGCGCAAGUUUUGCUUCUUGCCAGCAAACACAUACAGCCGUACACAAUAGGUUGUUCCGUUGUGGCAGUCUUCUUACAUUAUAGUUAUCUCGCUUCUUCUUUCUGGAUGACAGUACUGGUAUAUCGUACUUGUCACUCGAUAUUAACAGGCUGCAAAGCUGUCGACGCAGUAGACGGCAAGCAUCCGUCAGUGUGGAAGUCGGUUGGGACUUUGUGGAUGUGGCCGGUGUUGGUAGUGGAAGUGGGCUAUGUAUUGGAGGUAUUCUUACCAGAAGCCACGCUUAGUCCUAACUACGGCGGUCACCUGUGUUGGAUCAGUAGCCAAGGAGGCUUAAUUGCUUUCUUUGGGUUUCCCAUAGGGGUUCUGAUGGUAUUCAAUCUAGCCCUGAUCACCUUAACAGUAGAAGCUCUAAAAUCUUCCGGGCAGCGCGGCCGAGAUGACCGUAGGAUUGCAUCGGUUAUUGCGCUAGCUCCGGUGUGUGGUUUACCUUGGCUGUUUGGGGUUGUGGCUGCUCUGACCUCGGAAUGGUGGCUCUGGUAUACAUUCACUGUCUUGCAGGGGAUACAAGGGGUUCUAUUGUUUGUUGUAUUUGUGCGCAAGAAAAGUGUGAUUUCAGACCGUAGGCGACAGUAUCUCUCGGCGGAGAUGGAAUCGGGGCAGGAAACAUCGGGCCCAGCUUCUGAACAGCCCGAGAGUUCUCCCAUGCUCGGGGACGAAGUGCUCCCUACAGCUGCCUCGAAUGAACCUGCGCAGUCGCUGUUACCAAGACUGGGGGUUCCUGUUGAUGAGGAGGACACGAAAGCGAAGGCCUCAACGGAGAGUCAGUGCUAACUGGACUCUGGACUGUGUUGUGAGCCCUUCAUGUCAUCGCAUUUCUCAAUGGCGUUUCCAGUGUACAUACUAUUAUCUUGUUGUUCUGGGCUUUCCACUUUUGUGAGAUUUCGCCAUGUGUUAUCGCAUAGUUGCAUUUUUGUUGGUUCAAGAUCCAAAGCGCGUCUGUGUAUGAAUGAUAUGUGGCUUUCAUGAUGCGUAGGUAUCCCUGCGUAGGUAUUGCAGAUAAUUUACCUGUAUAGUUUUAUUUUUGUCUUUAAUUUAUGCCACGUUUAAUUCAUUGUUUGUAAAAUCUACUUGUAUCUUAAGUUUAUCUUAUGUUUUUCAUUUUAUUAUCUCUGUUGCCUUCCUGUAUCUUUAAUUUACCGUAUGUUCCAUUUUAUUAUCUGUAUAUAAUCUACCUGUAUGUCUUGUAAUUCAGUUUCAAAUGCUCCCCCCCCCCCCCCUCAUGUUGUACUCACUGACGGGGCCUGAAACAUAUGUGAGCAAUAAAUAAACUUUGGAGUGUG